AUGGAAACGAUCGCGAGUUCGGCGGGUGGUUUUUCUCCUCGUUCUUAUUAUUUUCUCCCUCUCUCUCUCUCUCUCUCUGUCCAGACGACGGACCAGAGGACCAGGCGGGAGGCGGCCAGGGAGAGGCGCAGGGCCGCGCUGGAGGCCAGGCUGGCCAAGCUGCGCAGGAGGAAGGCCGCGAGGCCGGGGCAGGACCGGGCCGGGCUUGAGGGCCAAGGCGCAGAGGCGGCGGUGACGGGGCCUCCUUCGCCCGCGGAGACGGAGGCCGGGCCUCCCCCCCGGGCCUCCGCCAGCCCCGCGCAGAGCAGCAGAGUGGAGGUCGUGGUCCAGGAGCGCAGGGACACCAGGCCCGGGGUCCCCCACGUCCGGGAGUGGGACCGGGGCAAAGAGCUCUCCUCCGGUUUCUGGUCCAAGAGGCAGUCGGACCUCCGCGCCCAGAGGGACCCCGAGUUCGCGCCGCCCUCGGAUUACUUCCCGGCCCAGAGGAGGCCCGGGCCUCCCGGCGGAGGCCCGUUUUUGUCAACAGACCGGAAGCCGCGGCCGGGCUCGCUGGGCGCCCAGCGACACAAGGUGAAGGCCGGGCGGGGACCCCCGUCUUUGCCGUCGCCCCGGGGUCCCCCCCCCGGAAUCUUCCGGGUCUCCCGGACUCCCACUGGCACCAACCGCCCCAUGAGCCUCCGGCCACCCUCGGCCUCCCCCGGCCCGUCCUCCUCGGUCCGGGAGCCUUCGUCGUAA
Molecule: messenger RNA, 735 nt
Organism: Microcebus murinus (gray mouse lemur)
Lineage: Eukaryota; Metazoa; Chordata; Mammalia; Primates; Cheirogaleidae
Source: RefSeq, a predicted model, not a curated record